AGAAGAGGAGGGGAGAAGCGAAAUGAGCUCCUUGGCCGACCAGCUACGCUCCGACCUCGCCGCGCUUCGGAACUGCAUCGUUGCGCAGCGCCUCCACGCCGCGGCGUCGCUUCCCCUACCCGAUUCAGAGACCCUUUCUGUUGUAGCCGCAGAUCAGCAGCACCCGUUACAGCAGCGGUCGCCGCACGCCAAACCACUUUUGAAAAGUCAAUCAUCAGCAUUAUCAUCAUCAUCCGCAGCAGCAGCAGCAGCAACCUCCCCUGUCGAUCCCUUGUGUCAACUGCAGGAGGAUCUUCAAGCCGCUACCGCCCAACUCCACGCCGAACGUGCGGCAGUGGCGCAGCUGCGCAUUCAGCAACGUUGCGAUGAGGCCGCGAUCCUCCGGCUAACCGAACAGACGGAGGAGGUGGAUGGCCAACUCGCGCAGGCCACGUCCGAGCGCGACGCCUGGCAGCAACGGUGCACCGCCGUGGAGGCGAUCCACGCGAAGUGUGCGGUCCACCACUCCUGUGUGCGCGAGCAGGUGGAGGCGCUCCAGCAACACGUAAAAGAUGUGGAGGCCGUUCAUGCUACACUCACGGCAUCCGCAGCGGAGCUUCGCCGUGUUGCCGCGCGACUGACGCAAGAAAACACACGGCUGCACGAAAUGUUGAAGGGUCAUGCGGCGGAGCUGUUCCGACUGUCCUCGGUGGAAGUCGAUCUACGCGCAGCUCAGCAGCGCCUGUGCACCUUUGAGCAGCGGCAGGAGGAAUGGGAGGGCGAAAUGCGACGCCUUCAGGGCUACUUUACUUCCGUGAAGGACGAGUACGCUACCGGGAUGGAGUUGGUGGCGGCGCUGCAGCACGAGCACCGUCAACUGGAGGCCGCGCUGGCGCAGAGCGAGGCGCAGUGUAACGGAUGGGCGCAGCUGUUUAUGGAUUCCGCGGUGACACCUCCUGCAGGUAAGGCGGACGACACGCUGUCAGACGGAGGGAAAGAGGAAGUGGAAGAUAGAGUGGCGUUCGAUGAUGCUUCGAAGAGUCCGCGUUCGCCUCUCGACACGGAAGUACCAUCAACUACCACCUCCUCCACACUUGCAAACCUUCAGCGCCGACAGGCAGACACAGAAGAUGACGACGUCUCCUUUGCAGCGGAAGAACGUCGCGAUGGUGCACACGGUUCACGUGAGCACCGCGCCGCCUUCACGCAGCAGCUGGAGGCAAAGGUAGCCGACCUCGCUGUGCAGCUCUUCGCAGCGCAGGCACGCGCAGCACAGGCAGAGCGGCACGUGGAGCAACUCGCCCAGGUGCAGUUGGUGGACAUGGCGGUGCUUACGGAGCUGAAGGCGAUGGUGUGUGUGCUGCGUCCCCAAACAGAGUCCUUGGCCACGUACAAUGCCCAGCUGCAGGCGCGGCUGCUGGCGACGGAAUGCAUGACAGAGCCGCUGAUGGAGUACGUUGUGCAGCUCGCCACGGCGUACACGGAGGAGGUGUGUCGCCGUUGCAAUCCGCAGCUUUGUUCACCAGGGCAUCGGGAAGGCGGCGGGGAAGCGGUGUUGAGUGUGAAAAGCAGCACAGAUGCCGGCAGCGCGGAGGAGCGCGGUACGACGGUGCCGCCGCCUGCGCAACGCGAGCACGUGCCGGGGAAGCGGCAUCGGCUGCGUGUCACCGCCCUUCAGCCUCGACGUGGUGCAUAA
Messenger RNA from Leptomonas pyrrhocoris, 1675 nucleotides. RefSeq lists its product as hypothetical. The transcript has a single exon. The coding region runs from base 23 to 1675 and encodes 550 amino acids. The record is from RefSeq and is a predicted model, not a curated record. NCBI's taxonomy places the organism in Eukaryota, Euglenozoa, Kinetoplastea, Trypanosomatida, Trypanosomatidae.